Entrophospora candida is the source of this 825-nucleotide messenger RNA. Lineage: Eukaryota; Fungi; Glomeromycota; Glomeromycetes; Entrophosporales; Entrophosporaceae. The record is from the annotation of a GenBank genome assembly.
AUGAUUCAUCAUCAACAAUUACAAUUUAAUCACCUCCAGAAUUAUCAACAACAACAACAACAACAACAUAAUUAUCAAUAUCAAUACCAUCAUCAUAAUUAUCACCAACCCAAAAGACAAAGACAACGUCAAAAUCAAAAUCAUUUCCCAUAUCACCUUCCUCAUCAACCUCAUCCAAAUAAUAAUAAUGGUUUUGAAUAUCAAUUUGGCCCUCAAUCAUCACCAUCGAUAUCACUGUCUUCUAUGCAAAAUAUAAAUACCGAAUACAUCAGUAAUAGUGGUACGACCAACGCAAAUAUUAUUUUACCUCCAUUGUCAACUCCAAUUCCUUCUCAUUCAAUUAUAAUACCAUCUGCUUUAAUGCCUGUAAGUAAUCCUCGAUGUUCUCCAAUUCAAACCAAUAUUCCAAAUGAAUCCGAUGAAGAAAAACGUCAACGUAACACGCUGGCAUCUGCUAGGUUUCGUAUAAGGCGAAAAAUGAAAGAGCAGGAAUUGGAAAGAGUUGCAAAAGAAAUGACAGAGAAGGCAAGAUCGCUCGAGUGUAAAGUAAAAGAACUUGAAAAAGAAGUUAAAUUACUAAAAGGUCUAAUUGUUGAAAUAGAUUCUACUAGACUUGUAAAAACUAGAAAUAGCAAUAAUAAAGAAUUACUAAAGAAAGUUGAUGAUAAAGAUGGCCAGAAUGAGAACGGCAAUUAUACGAUUCGUGAUCAUGAACGUAAUAGCAAUUAUCAUGAUAAUAGUGCUGGUGUUGGUUCUAGUUCUGGAACUAAUCUCGGUUUUAGUAUUAAUGAUACUGAUGUUGGUGAUGGUAGAAGUAAUCAAUAA